UGCCUGGUUGCACCCAGGGAGAGGUCGCAAACCGGCCCCACCAGGCUCUUGGCACCUUCCUGCCCUGGGCUCGCUUUCCCGAGUGGGGCCACUCGGGCUCCUCCCCGCCUGCCAGGGCACCGCGCGCGCCCCUCACCCGUGUCCCUGUCUCCCCGCAGCGCCCCGCCGUCCGCACGGAGCAUGAACAUUGAGGAUGGCGCGCGCCCGCGGCUCCGCGCGCCCCCCGCGGCCGCCCGCUAGGAUGUGGUGGCCCCGCGGGGCGCUGCUCUUCCUGUGGCUCGUGUCACCGCCCCUGGGCGCCGCCGCUGCCUCCGGGGGCGCCCCGCCCGCCACCUCCUGCCCCGCGGCCUGCUCGUGCAGCAACCAGGCCAGCCGGGUCAUCUGCACGCGAAGGGACCUGGCUGAAGUGCCCGCCAGCAUCCCGGUCAACACGCGCUACCUGAACCUGCAAGAGAAUGGCAUCCAGGUGAUCCGCACCGACACCUUCAAGCACCUGCGGCACCUGGAGAUCCUGCAGCUGAGCAAGAACCUGGUGCGCAAGAUCGAGGUGGGCGCCUUCAACGGGCUGCCGAGCCUCAACACGCUGGAGCUGUUCGACAACCGGCUGACCACGGUGCCCACGCAGGCCUUCGAGUACCUGUCCAAGCUGCGCGAGCUGUGGCUGCGCAACAACCCCAUCGAGAGCAUCCCGUCCUACGCCUUCAACCGCGUGCCCUCGCUGCGCCGCCUGGACCUGGGCGAGCUCAAGCGGCUCGAGUACAUCUCGGAGGCGGCCUUCGAGGGCCUGGUGAACCUGCGCUACCUCAACCUGGGCAUGUGCAACCUCAAGGACAUCCCCAACCUGACGGCGCUCGUGCGCCUCGAGGAGCUGGAGCUGUCGGGCAACCGGCUGGACCUCAUCCGGCCCGGCUCCUUCCAGGGCCUGAGCAGCCUGCGCAAGCUGUGGCUCAUGCACGCGCAGGUGGCCACCAUCGAGCGCAACGCCUUCGACGACCUCAAGUCGCUGGAGGAGCUGAACCUGUCGCACAACAACCUGAUGUCGCUGCCGCACGACCUCUUCACGCCGCUGCACCGCCUCGAGCGCGUGCACCUCAACCACAACCCCUGGCACUGCAACUGCGACGUGCUGUGGCUCAGCUGGUGGCUCAAGGAGACCGUGCCGUCCAACACCACCUGCUGCGCGCGCUGCCACGCGCCCGCCGGCCUCAAGGGCCGCUACAUCGGCGAGCUGGACCAGUCGCACUUCACGUGCUACGCGCCCGUCAUCGUGGAGCCGCCCACGGACCUCAACGUCACCGAGGGCAUGGCGGCCGAGCUCAAGUGCCGCACGGGCACCUCCAUGACCUCGGUCAACUGGCUCACGCCCAACGGCACGCUCAUGACGCACGGCUCCUACCGCGUGCGCAUCUCGGUGCUGCACGACGGCACGCUCAACUUCACCAACGUCACGGUGCAGGACACGGGCCAGUACACCUGCAUGGUCACCAACUCGGCGGGCAACACCACGGCGUCGGCCACGCUCAACGUGUCGGCCGUGGACCCCGUGGCGGCCGGGGGCGGCGUGGGCGGCGCGGGCGCGGGCCCGGGCGGCGGCCCCGGGGGCGCGGGCGGCGGCGGCCCCGGGCCCGGCGGCGGCUACACCUACUUCACCACGGUGACGGUGGAGACCCUGGAGGCGCAGCCCGGGGAGGAGGCCCUGCAGCCGCGCGGCACCGAGAAGGAGCCCCCGGGGCCCACGACCGACGGCGCCUGGGGCGGCGGCGCGGGGGGCGGCGGCGGGGCGCGCCCCGGGGAGGCGCUGGGCGCCGCCGCCGCCGCCGCGUCCACCACGGCGCCCGCCCCGCGCUCCUCGCGGCCCACCGAGAAGCCCUUCACGGUGCCCAUCACGGACGUGACGGAGAACGCGCUCAAGGACCUGGACGACGUGAUGAAGACCACCAAGAUCAUCAUCGGCUGCUUCGUGGCCAUCACCUUCAUGGCGGCCGUGAUGCUCGUGGCCUUCUACAAGCUGCGCAAGCAGCACCAGCUGCACAAGCACCACGGGCCCACGCGCACCGUGGAGAUCAUCAACGUGGAGGACGAGCUGCCGGCCGCCUCGGCCGUGUCGGUGGCGGCGGCGGCCGCGGCGGCCGGCGGGGCGGGCGUGGUGGGCGGCGACAGCCACCUGGCCCUGCCCGCGCUGGAGCGCGACCACCUCAACCACCACCACUACGUGGCGGCCGCCUUCAAGGCGCACUACGGCAACCCGGGCGGCGGCGGCGGCGGCGGCGGCGCCAAGGGCCCCGGCGGCCUCAACUCCAUCCACGAACCUUUGCUCUUCAAGAGCGGCUCCAAGGAGAACGUGCAGGAGACGCAGAUCUGAGGGGCCGCCCGGGGGAGC
Messenger RNA from Suncus etruscus (white-toothed pygmy shrew), 2380 nucleotides. RefSeq names its product leucine rich repeat containing 4B (gene LRRC4B). The record is from RefSeq and is a predicted model, not a curated record. The transcript is spliced from 2 exons. Gene Ontology annotation, molecular function: protein binding. Lineage: Eukaryota; Metazoa; Chordata; Mammalia; Eulipotyphla; Soricidae. Gene Ontology annotation, cellular component: plasma membrane. Bases 194 to 2362 code for a protein of 722 amino acids.